Molecule: messenger RNA, 1023 nt
Organism: Populus trichocarpa (black cottonwood)
Lineage: Eukaryota; Viridiplantae; Streptophyta; Magnoliopsida; Malpighiales; Salicaceae
Exons: 3
Coding region: 1-1023 (340 amino acids)
Biological process (GO): DNA integration
Molecular function (GO): nucleic acid binding
Source: RefSeq, a predicted model, not a curated record
AUGAGUGUUGAAGUUACAGGAUUUGAGAGACUCAAAGAGAAGUAUGAAUCUUGCUCAGAAUUUGGAGAAAUAUUCUUGACAUUGAAGGAUGAGAAUCACCAUGUUAUAAAUGGUUAUCACCUCCAAGAAGGAUAUUUAUUUUGGGAUAAUAAGUUUUGUAUCCCGAAAACAUCCAUGCGUGAAUUUUUGAUAUGGGAGAUUCAUGUUGGAGGUCUUUCAGGAUAUUUUGGAAGGAAUAAAACCAUCAAAGAGGUGGAACAUGUAAGUAUGGAUUUUGUGCUUGGGCUUCCACGUACUGCAAAGAAACAUGAUUCCUUUUUUGUGGUUGUCGACCGCUUCUCUAAGAGAGUCCAUUUUAUUCCUUGUACUAAGACCACAGAUGCUUCCAGAGUUGCGAAACUCUAUUUUGACAAGAUUGUCAAGCUAUAUGGUCUUCCUCAUACCAUAGUUUCGGAUAGGGAUGUUAGAUUUACAAGUUAUUUCUGGAAAACCCUUUGGUAUAUGGUGGGAACCAAAUUGAAGUUUUCUACCGCUUACCACCCCCAAACUGAUGGUCAAACUGAGGUGGUUAACAAGAGUUUAGGCAACCUUUUAAGGUGUCUAGUGAGUGAUCAUAAUAGGAAUGGGGAUUUGAUUCUUCCUAUGGCCCAGUUUGCUUGGCCUUUCAAAGUGCUACAACGGGUUGGUCCAAAUGCUUAUGUUCUUGAUUUACCACAUGAUUUUGGCAUUAGCUCUACAUUUAACAUUGAGGAUCUAGUUGCAUACCAUAAGCCACUUCCUAUUCCAAAUGAUCCCUUUGAGAUACCACUUAACUCCCCUUCUGAUGCUCUUAUUGAAACCUCUAUCUCUUUCACCUUGACAUCAGCACAAAAGGAUAAUAUUGAUGCUAUUCUGGAUGAACAAGUUGUUUUUAACAGGAAUGGUGAGGUUCAACAGUUUCUAGUUCGCUGGGUGAGCCGACCUGAUUCAGAUUGCACUUGGAUCACUAGAGAUACUUUGCAGCAGAUUGAUACAGAUCUUUAA